AACUCUUUUAACAACUCAGCUUUUAUUUUAUUUGCUUGAUAAUGAUGUCUAGAAGGUGGAACCUAGCUUUGGAAUCGUUGCGUCUUGUUCAUCGUGGUCAUAUACGAACCCUAGUUUCUGGUGCGCUAUGCAAUCGCACAGCCCCAGAAGAUGUUCCUUCAUCAUCGAGUCAUACUGUUGUGGAUGAGAGCUAUGUCCUGGCUGAACUAUCUUCAUUACUUCCGAUUUCAUGUAAAACCACAACCGCCAAGGAAGAUACUACUUGUUCAAAGAAUCAAGUAGCGGUUGAUUCGUUUUUAUCUCCCGAGGAGAGACUCAGAGGUGUGUUUCUUCAGAAACUGAAGGGAAGAUCUGCGAUACACAAGGCUUUGAGUAGUCUUGGUAUUGAUUUGAGUAUUGAGAUUGUGGCUAACGUUGUGGAUAGUGGGGGCUUAAGUGGUGAAGCAAUGGUUACGUUCUUCAACUGGGCGGUUCGUGAACCUGGAGUGUCUAAAGAUGUUAAUGAUAGCUACUACUAUGUGAUUCUAAGAGCGUUGGGAAGGAGAAAGUUGUUUUCUUUUAUGAUGGAUGUGUUACGGGAAAUGGUUAGCCCUGAUCUGAAGUGUUUGACUGUUGCCAUGGAUAGCUUUGCUAGGGCUCAUUAUGUGCGUAGAGCGAUACAGUUGUUUGAGGAAAGCGAAGAGUAUGGGGUGGAGUGUGGUACUGAGUCUCUGAAUGCACUCUUGGGUUGUCUCUGCGAGCGUUCACAUGUGAGUGCUGCUAACUCGGUGUUUAACGCGAAGAAAGGUGAGAUACCUUUUGAUUCUUGUACUUAUAACGUUAUGAUUGGUGGGUGGUCGAAGCUCGGUGAGGUUGAAGAGAUGGAGAAGGUUUUGAAGGAGAUGGUGGAAGUUGGGUUUGGUCCCGACUGUUUGUCUUUCAGCUACCUUAUCCAAGGGUUUGGAAGAGCUGGUCGUAUCAAUGAUUCUGUUGAGAUUUUUGAUGAUAUGAAGCACAAGGGUUGUGUUCCCGACGCAAAGGUGUACAGCGCUAUGAUCUGUAACUUCAUUUUCGCUCGAGAUUUUGAUGAAGCUAUGAGAUACUACCGAAGGAUGCUCGACGAGGAAUGUGAACCUGACUUGGAGACCUAUUCCAAGCUUGUUUUAGGCCUCAUCAAAGGCCGUAAAGUUGCAGAUGCGCUUGAGAUAUACGAAGAGAUGUUGUCAAGAAGGAUUGUUCCCACCACAGGGCUUGUUACCUCUUUCAUCAAGCCGCUUUGUAGCUAUGGUCCACCACACGCUGCCAUGGUUAUCUAUCAGAAAGCGAGAAAAGCUGGGUGUCGGAUAUCUGAGAGCGCAUAUAAGUUGUUGCUUAAGCGGCUAUCAAGAUUUGGGAAAUGUGGGAUACUGCUGAACGUGUGGGACGAAAUGCAGGAGUGUGGAUACUCUUCUGACGUGGAAGUCUACGAGUGUAUCGUGGACGGGCUCUGUAACAUUGGUCAUCUAGAGAAUGCUGUUCUUGUGAUGGAAGAAGCCAUGCGCAAAGGGUUUUGCCCAAACCGCCUUGUUUAUAGUAGGCUUAGCAAUAAACUCAUGGCUUCAAACAAAACGGAAAUGGCUUAUAAGCUGUUUCUAAAGAUCAAAGAGGCUCGUAUUAAAGACAACGCUCGCAGAUUCUGGCGAAGAAAUGGGUGGCACUUUUGA
Messenger RNA from Raphanus sativus (radish), 1682 nucleotides. RefSeq names its product putative pentatricopeptide repeat-containing protein At5g43820. The record is from RefSeq and is a predicted model, not a curated record. Gene Ontology annotation, molecular function: protein binding. Lineage: Eukaryota; Viridiplantae; Streptophyta; Magnoliopsida; Brassicales; Brassicaceae. The transcript has a single exon. The coding region runs from base 42 to 1682 and encodes 546 amino acids.